AUGGUCUCUGCACCCGGCAGCGGUCUGCUUGGCCCAGCGCCCAGAGUCGCGCGGCCCGCGGCCGCGCUGCCCGCGCAAAAUGCGCCUAGCAUCGUGGUGGGCUCGCACCACAUGCCCUCGGCCUUGGCAGCCGGCGCGGCGUCGCCGCAGCGUUGGGCGCGGCUGCAGCAGAUCCUGGACCGCUUUGAGGUGUCCAUCGCGGAAGCCAACGACCUUACGGCCUUGGAGGACUAUGAGAUCGUGCUGAUCCUGGACGACUCCAGCAGCAUGAACAUGUCCUCGAAGCCCCCAGAACAUCGGAGACUUGGGGAGGCCAGCACCACGCGCUGGGAGGAGCUGAAGGAGUCGGCGGCGCUGCUGGUGGACCUCGCCUGUUGCUUCGACAGGUCCGGCGUCGACAUCUUCUUCUUGAACCGCGGGAUGAUUGAUGGCGUGAAGAGCGCCUCAGACCCCCGGCUGGUCAGCGCCUUUGCGGGCCCGGCCAAUGGGCGCACGCCGCUCACGGAAGCCUUGCGCACCGUGGCGGAGCACUGCCAAGGCGAGAAGCCCAUCUUGCUGCUCAUCUUCACGGAUGGCGAGCCCAACGACGGGGUGAAGAGCUUCGAGCGGGAGCUCAAGCGCCUUGUGACCCGGAAAAGCACGAGCACCACCUUCAGGGUGCAGAUCAUGGCCUGCACCGCGGAUGAAGACGCUGUGGGCUACCUGAACGACAUCGACGAGAAGUUCGAUGCCGUUGAUGUGACGGAUGACUACUUCAGCGAGAUGCUGGAGGUGCUGAAAAAGGCAAAGAGCCGCAAGCAGUUCACGCGUGGGGACUGGCUGAUGAAGGCAUUGCUGGGCCCGAUCAGCCGCAAGUUCGACGCCUGGGACGAGACUGGCAAGAAGGCCGGAGCUCGUAGCUUCAGCUCCGAGGAUUCGGAUGAAGGCUGCGUGCAGUGUUCUAUUUGCUGA
Effrenium voratum is the source of this 951-nucleotide messenger RNA. The record is from the annotation of a GenBank genome assembly. NCBI's taxonomy places the organism in Eukaryota, Dinophyceae, Suessiales, Symbiodiniaceae.